Messenger RNA from Trichophyton verrucosum HKI 0517, 1686 nucleotides. RefSeq names its product choline transporter Hnm1, putative. Gene Ontology annotation, molecular function: transmembrane transporter activity. The record is from RefSeq and is a predicted model, not a curated record. The transcript is spliced from 4 exons. Gene Ontology annotation, biological process: amino acid transport; transmembrane transport. Gene Ontology annotation, cellular component: membrane. The coding region runs from base 1 to 1686 and encodes 561 amino acids. Lineage: Eukaryota; Fungi; Ascomycota; Eurotiomycetes; Onygenales; Arthrodermataceae.
AUGGCUGAAUCCGAGAAGCAAGUCGAGUCUCCUUUGGCAUCGCCAAAGGACAAGAUGAAGGAGGUUGGCGCUACCGUUACAACAACCGAGUCGCCAGAUUCGCCAGGUAUAGACCCGAUGAUAAACUCGUCGGGUCACAAGCAACAGCUUGAUCGCAACUUUAGCCUGAUCAGUAUGUGCGCUAUUGGCGUUACAGCAGGAAACACUUGGAUUGCAAUGGGUGGCAGUGUUACAACGGCCAUCUUCAACGGCGGGCCUCCCGGAGUUAUCUAUGAGUACAUUGUUGUCUCCUUUUUCUACUGGUUUAUCUCGGCCUCAAUCGCUGAACUGGCUUCUGCUAUUCCCUCUGCUGCCGGCGGUAAGUUGUUUGUCAUCAUAGCUCGCAGUCAGCAAUAUCUGAGACUAAAUAGGAAGGCUAACUUAUCAUUUUCCGCAGUGUACCACUGGGCCUCAGCCACCGCCGGCCGCUAUGGCCGCCCCGUGGGAUGGUUUGCGGGAUACUGGAAUGCUUUGGCAUGGCUAUUUGGUGCAGCCUCCAUAUCAUCCAUUCUCGGAAACCAAGUCAUGUCUAUGUACUUGAUAUUCCACCCAGACCAUACACCUCAGGCAUGGCAGGUCUUCGUCUGCUACUUAAUUUGCACCUGGAUGUGUUGCCUCACCGUGCUCUUCGCUAACAAGGCCUUGCCAAUUAUCUCAAAUAUCGGCAUGUUCCUUAUUCUAGCGGGUGUGUUUGUUACUAUUAUAGUAUGCGCUGUGAUGCCACGCUAUAACGGUAAAGGUUUCGCCACAAGCGACUUUGUCUGGAGGAACUGGUCCAAUACCACCGGGUACAAAAGUGAUGGCCUAGUAUUUUUGCUUGGAAUGCUCAAUGGCGCAUACAGUGUAGGAACCAGUGAUUUAACCUCCCAUAUGGCCGAGGAGAUCCCCAAUCCAAGCAAGAACAUCCCGCGUGCAAUCAUGGCGCAGACUGUCACGGGCUUUAUCACUGCCGUUCCAUACAUGAUUGCUCUUUUCUACUCUAUCAAUGAUCUAGAUGCCGUACUUGGAACCUUCACCACGUUCCCCUUGGCAACAAUUUACCACCAGGCCACCGGAACCAGGGCUGGAGCUUUUGGACUACUCAUUAUUGCGUUUCUACCUACCUUUAUCACCUGUAUAGGCUGCUAUAUCACAGCCGGACGUGUCCUCUGGACCCUCGCCCGUGACAAUGCUACUCCUUUCUCCGACUUCAUCGCCCGGGUACAUCCCACCUACCACAACCCGUUCAAUUCAACUGCUGUCUGCGUCGCCGUUGUCACUGUACUUGGAUGCAUCUAUGUCGGCUCAACUACCGCUUUCAACGCCUUCGUCGGAUGCUAUGUGCAGCUGUCCACCCUCUCGUACCUCGCAGCAAUCCUGCCUCACCUCCUCCGAGGCCGCAAAGGCAUCACCCCAGGCCCUUUCUUUAUGAAAGGAUGGGUUGGCUAUGUGGUAAAUACCAUUAGCUGCCUGUAUAUUGUCACUUUUGUCAUUAUCUUCUGCUUCCCAUUCAGCAUGCCCACGUCGGCUGCUACAAUGAACUACGCAUCCCUGAUGACCGGUGGAGUGACCAUUUUCGUCGUCAUUUGGUACCUCAUCCGCCAGAAGAGUUAUGUCGGGCCACAUGUCAUAUCAAUCCACGAUGUGAAGCUCGAUCGAAUGGAGUAA